AGGGAGAAAAUUUCUCCAAGUGUUGUUAAUUUCUGGAGUGAGAUCGAGAAAAAACGUUUAAAAGACAAUAUCGAAAAAGAAUCGUCAGGAUACAUCAAUGACGUUAUAGAUGAUUCGGCCAAAGAUUCCAAAAUUGCAAGGAAAUUUUUAUCCAACGAGCUAAAAUCAUUUGCAACAAGUUCUUUGAAGCGAGAUUGUUCACACGUGGAAACUUCUCAAGAUCAUUCUAAUUUUCACACACCAGAUCACAGUAAGAAGACCAGAACAGAUAUAGAUAUAUUCAAUGUCUCAUUCGAUGAGUACACCAAUGCUGUUAACGCCGUCAAUUCUAUUCAAAACAAUAAAGAAUCUGCCCAUACAAACCCACUCUGGUGGGGUGUUCUAGACUUUCGUGAGGAGAACGUGUCUCCGAGUCCAAGCCUUCCCCGUGCAAAGAAUUUUCUCUCGGCUAAUGAAAUUGAUCGUUUGAUGAAUAUGACACAAAAUGCUAUUCAAGAAGAGAAUGAAAAGAUAAGUAAAUCAGCUAAAUCACUUUUAGAAGCAUUGUUAUUAUCGGAAAUCGUUAGCCUCCAACUUCUCGCAAAGGAAUGUGGUGCACGUGGAGUAGUCGGUAUACGUGAUCUUUUGCAAAGGUCUGCUGGUAAAAUGCAGGAUGUUAAUGAUAAAAAAAUAAUUCAAGAUCAUCUCGCAAACAUAGAUGCUAAUGAUGACACUACAAUAUAUAUCGGGAGAUGUAUUGAGGACAUUUACGAAUGGAUCAGUCGUUUUCAUGGACAAUGUCAAUAUGAACGAACCGUCGACAUGUUCCUUGUUGGGCCUUGUGCAAAAACCCCGCAAACUAUAUUCACAUAUGGUGAAAAUCACUCAGAUGCUGACCGCGGAGAUAAAACGGAUCGUUCCGGGACUAGUCGUGUUGGCAAAUCAUGCGAUUUUUUAUAUUGGAGCUCGUCUCGGGAAGCUGGCAAUGGUGAGAAUAGCGGGCCAACCCACAAGGAUAACCACGACAAGGCAAAAACAAACUUUGUUGAUACAAUCAAAGUUUCUAGAGCACAGCAUAUCGAACUUGAGCUUCAAAUUAUCGAACAGAGUGGGCAAAAUCCUCUGCCGGAGAGUCUACAAAAAGCAAUGACCGGAGAUCUGUAUGGAGUUUGGGAUUGGGCCUCGGAGUACUUACCAACAAAAGAUGCAGACGUGGGGGAGGUUGCUCUACUAUGUAAAAGAUUUUUGGUUUAUGGAAAUCUUGUAGAACGUGUAGGACGGAUGUCAAACAUUCUUGCUAAGAGGUCUAAAACCUUUAAAGACAAAAUAACCAGUGAGUCUUCCAAACCAACUGUAGAGCUAAAUAAAUUCCGAACUCCCUUAAAUAGCAGA
Molecule: messenger RNA, 1371 nt
Organism: Racocetra persica
Lineage: Eukaryota; Fungi; Glomeromycota; Glomeromycetes; Diversisporales; Gigasporaceae
Source: the annotation of a GenBank genome assembly